This is a messenger RNA of Eptesicus fuscus (big brown bat), 826 nucleotides long. Its product is annotated as histone H2B type 2-K1. Lineage: Eukaryota; Metazoa; Chordata; Mammalia; Chiroptera; Vespertilionidae. The record is from RefSeq and is a predicted model, not a curated record. Gene Ontology annotation, cellular component: nucleosome. The transcript has 3 exons. Bases 1 to 570 code for a protein of 189 amino acids. Gene Ontology annotation, molecular function: structural constituent of chromatin; protein heterodimerization activity; DNA binding.
AUGAGCUCCCUAAGUCGUCAGUGUUCUUCCACUGAGGUGAAGGCUGCUGUCAACCGCCUGGUCAACCUGCAUCUGUGGGCCUCCUACACCUACCUCUCUCUGAGCUUCUAUUUGGACCACCACAAUGUGGCUCUGGAGGGCAUGGGCCACUUCUUGCGCAAGUUGGCAGAAAAGAAGCACGAGGGAGGCAGCUGCAUGGAGGAGGAUGACACAGGGCAUGGACAGCAGCAGCAAUCUGGAGGUGGAAAGGGCCGCAGUUCCAGGAUGAAGUCCAGAAAGCGUAGCAGGUGCAAAGAAACCUACUCAAUGUAUAUCUACCAGGUGCUAAAGCAGGUGCACCCUGACAUCGGCAUCUCUUCCAAGGCAAUGAGCAUCAUGAACUCACUUGUGAAUGACGUGUUUGAGCGGCUGGCUGGCGAGGCCACCCGACUGGCCCAGUGCUCAGGCCGAACCACACUGACGUCCCGGGAAGUCCAGACGGCAGUGCGCCUGCUGCUGCCUGGGGAGCUGGCCAAGCACACUGUGUCUGAGGGCACCAAGGUUGUCACCAAGUACACCAGCUACAAGUGACCUGGGGCCUAAGCUAAAUAAAGGGUGAACUGCUCUCAUGCACAGUGGUGAUUUCAAAAAUGGACAUGUGAAGUUGAGGUGUGAUUUGGGACAAGCGUAUUAUCACUUUCCCCCCUCUUUUUUAAAAAAAAAUAUAUUUUAUUGAUUUUUUACAGAGAGGAAGAGAGAGGGAUAGAGAGUUAGAAACAUCGAUGAGAGAGAAACAUCGAUCAGCUGCCUCUUGCACACCCCCCUACUGGGGAUGUGCCCGCAACCA